AGAUGGCGCAGUAAAUAAAGGCUUAGCGGGCCCAAAUCUGGCAACUACGUACCUACAGCCAGACCUAAUGUGGGACAGCAGUGUAGGUAACUGUACCCGAGGUAAGAGUGACAAGUGGGCUUUGGGCGUGUCCAAGCGGAAAUUAAGGCAGCGCACACGGCACGAUAAAAGCCCCACCAACCGCUUUCCUAAUAGCUUGCUAAACAGCUACAAUGCUCCCCGUGACAUCCGCUGUACUCAGAAGUUCCCGUGUGCUCCAGAGCGCUAGACUACUGCACAUUACUCCGACAUCCAAAAUGCCGAUUCAGGUGGGUGAACAUAUUCCUGCAGUGGAGGUCCAGGAGGGGGAGCCAGGGAAUAAGGUGGCUAUGGAUCAACUGUUUAAGGGGAAGAAAGGAGUCCUCUUCGCUGUACCUGGAGCAUUUACACCUGGCUGUUCCAAAACUCACCUCCCAGGUUUUGUGGAGCAGGCUGCAGAACUGAAGAAUAAAGGUAUACAGGAAAUAGCAUGUAUCUCUGUCAACGAUGCGUUUGUCAUGGCUGCAUGGGGAAAAGAGCAUGGAGCUGAUGGAAAGGUGCGGAUGCUGGCUGAUCCCACUGGAGCAUUCACAAAGGCAGUUGACCUGUUACUUGACAGUGAUCAAAUCGUGCAGGUACUUGGGAAUAAGCGAUCCAAGAGAUAUUCUAUGUUGGUGGAAGACGGAGUUGUAAAGAAGCUCAAUGUGGAGCCAGAUGGCACCGGGCUGACCUGCAGCCUGGCUUCCAGCAUUUUGUCAGCUGAAUAAAAGAAGCCGCACACCCCGAGCUACUGUGAAAGUUGCAGUUAUAAACCUACUUAAGCUUUCGCCUCCUCAACCCAAAGACUGAUGCAAAUGCCAUGCUGGUGUCAGAAGCUGAGUUAGAAGAUGAUUAAUGCGCACAACCAUGACAUGAAAGCCAAUCCUAAGGACGGUGCAUCAGUCUGUGUAUACUGUUACUCCCUAGUUAAUAAAAUGCACACUGAAAGCAAUAUA
Molecule: messenger RNA, 1013 nt
Organism: Maylandia zebra (zebra mbuna)
Lineage: Eukaryota; Metazoa; Chordata; Actinopteri; Cichliformes; Cichlidae
Gene: prdx5
Product: peroxiredoxin 5
Biological process (GO): hydrogen peroxide catabolic process; cell redox homeostasis; cellular response to oxidative stress
Cellular component (GO): mitochondrion; peroxisome; cytoplasm
Molecular function (GO): thioredoxin peroxidase activity
Source: RefSeq, a predicted model, not a curated record